AAACAUCCUGAAUUUUAUGAUUUUUCUCUGCCGGAGUAUUCAAGAAGAGAUUGUCAAGACAAAGCUUGGCAUGACGUGUCAAUAGAAGUUAAUUUAUCUGUGAACGAUUGCAAAGAAAAAUGGAGAAAUAUAAGGACUACGUUUGUAAGAAGAAUCAAAAACUCGACAAGUGGAUCAAAAGCCAAAAAACCGUAUUAUUUGAACGAGGCAAUGCAGUUCACGUUACCUUUUGUCAAAACAUGUGCUAUGCCUAGUGGAAAUUUACCACCUAUUCCCGAUAAAGAUUUUGAGAACGCUGAUGUGUGGGAAAACUCAGAAAAUAUAUCGGAGUAUACUGAAUCAAACCAGACGGAUAUCAUGUCAGUCUCAUCACCAGAUAUGCUUCUACCACUAUCCCCUCGCCCUUCUACUUCAAAUAGCAUACCACUAAUCACGACACAAUCUGAAACUGAACGUGUUACUACUCAAGAAUCGACAUUUUUAAAAUCAAAAUCUACUCCAAGAAAAAGAGAAAAAAGAAAUAAAAAUAUUUCCACUGAUGUUGACAAAGCCUUCACCGAAUAUUUUGAAAGCAAAAAAGCUAAAAUAACCGUUACUGCUUCUGAUGCCAGGACAAAUUCAGUAAAGCAGUUUCUAAAUAGUCUUAUACCAGAUCUUUUAACAAUGUCAGAUUCACAACUGAGAACCUAUAAGCGCAAAUCUAUUGAACUUAUUGACGAAAUACUUUUAAGUCCUCCCCCUAUGAAUAGUCAUUCCUCAGUUGCUACUUAUUUAUCUUCGUUUUCAUCCGACGAAAGCACGGUAAUUUCAAAUUACACAAACUUGUAA
Molecule: messenger RNA, 828 nt
Organism: Melanaphis sacchari
Lineage: Eukaryota; Metazoa; Arthropoda; Insecta; Hemiptera; Aphididae
Exons: 2
Biological process (GO): regulation of transcription by RNA polymerase II
Cellular component (GO): nucleus; transcription regulator complex
Source: RefSeq, a predicted model, not a curated record